AUGUUAGGGGGCAAUGCUGAUCUACCGACAGAGGCUGGCCAGAAAAAAAAGUCCAAGAGAGACCAAAAUCCUGAAGACGGGAAGGAAGAGGCUCUGAAGGACUAUAAGAGCGUGCAAGAUGACCUGAAGGACGUUCUGCAUCGGUCUGCAGAGAAGCUGUCACAGUUCCUCUCCAAACACAGCCUGCCUGAGACAAGACAGAGGAUCGAACAUCUCAAGAACCGCCUGACAGGCUUGAAGCCAGACAUUUUGCAGGAUCCCAUUUACAUUGGCCUGUUCGGCAGCACCGGGGCAGGGAAGAGCACGUUGCUGAAUGCCAUCAUAGACAAAAACUUCUUCUUGCCGGUGUCUGGGACCAAAUCCUGCACGUCCUGCGUGGUGCAGGUCAACGCAAGCCCCAGCAAACACUACGAGGCAAAAAUUCACCUUCUCACAGAAGAGGAGUGGAAGGACGAGCUGAAGGGUCUGGUGGCACUUGCAGAAGGGGAUGGAGACAUGGAUGACAGUGAAAGACAGGAGGCUGUUUUGAAGAUCUCUGCUAUCUAUGGGGGAAAAGCUGGAACUAAGAGUUACAAAGAGCUGUGUAGUAUGAAUCCCAUCAUCCCUAUUCCCACUUCAAGAUGUAUCACCUUCAGGAGGAGCAAUGAAAGAGACUUUGCAAAACAAUUGCGCCCGUAUAUCUCGACUCGGAGCAAUGAUAGCGGAGAGCAUCCUCCAGAAGCAGGCACCAGUGUAGAAGGCAGAAACGCACAGCUCUGGCCUCUAAUCAGAAACGUGGAAGUGACCAUCCCAAGGGUGCUGGUGGUUCCCGAAGGUGUCGUCUUCCUGGAUAUUCCAGGGACGGGCGAUUUCAAUAGCAAAAGGGAUGCCAUGUGGAAAGAGAACAUCAACAAAUGCUCUGUCAUUUGGGUGGUCAACGCCAUCAAACGGAUUGGGGGAGACAAAACCCAUGAGGUGCUGCUGAAGGAAGGCAUGAAGGCUUUCCAGUGUGGGAUGUGCCAGGACAUCUCCUUGGUGGUCACAAUGUCUGAUGAGAUGGAUGUGGCUGAAUACUGUUGGGAAAACAACAUAGGCAAUAUGAAUGAACAUGAUGCCAUCCUAGAAAGGAAUGAAACUGUGAAGCAGGAGAAGAGAGUAACGAUGAAAGAAAACUUGGAGAGAAAGCUCCCAAGCGACUCCUACGUUCUGCACAAGCCUGAUCUCGUGUACACGGUCAGCGCCCGGGAGUACUGGACGGGGAAGGUGCUCAACAAGGAAGAAACAGAGAUCCCAAAGCUGAGGGAGUACAUCCAGAAGUUUUACGAAGAGCACAAGAGGAACAGACUGAUGGAUCAUGUGGAAGAGGCUUUGGUCGUUUUCUCACUGAUUCAGAGUCUCCGGUCCAGCCACAAUGCGCAGUACCAGUAUGUGAAGACAAGUCACUUGAAAGACUUAAUUAUGGAAAAGAUUGUUGAUUUGGGGAAAGACAUUGAAAAAUGUUUUACACCGAUUGACCAGCCACUCACGGAAGGCGUAGCUGACGCAAGGAGUUAUCGUGAAUUUGAACGCAAACUCAACCGCCUCGAUGCACUUUGGGUGCUCAUCCUCAGGGCUGGGAUGUGGAGCUCUGUUCCCUCCUUGCAGAACUUCCUCUCAUUUGACGCGCUCAGGGAUGAUCCCCUGGAGCAGCACAAGCGCCAGCCAGACUCUCGAGACCACGGGUUCCAGGGCUAUCACAGGACGCUGAAAGCCGUGUGCCUGAACAAGGGCGCGUACCCAUCCCGGGUCUUCGGCCGGCUAGACAUCAACAGCUCCCUGGCACAGCCCAUCUAUGAAAAAAUUGACAUGAGUUUUGGGAACAUGUUCAGUGAUGGUGGCAAGCGUUUGAAGUUCUUCUUGCAGACGGACUUCAUCAUCAGGGACACUGAAAAAUUCAUCCUCCAGAAGAAAGCCGACAUCUACAACUCCCUUACCGUAUCCAUUCAAAACGACCUGCUGCCUUGCUAUGAAGUCAUCACUUUACCAACAGAAGCUGCCAGGCAGAGGGGAGAACAAGCCUUGAGGAGGAUGCAAACCAUCCUUAGCGAGGGUAUAAGGAGAGAGUUGGAAAGGGGAAUGUUUGAAAAAGCAGAGAAGAUCAUGAGAGGGCACUUCCAGGCCCUGAAGGUGGAGAUCAUCAGGAAGAUGGAGCAGGACUUCUCUGACAAGCUCACUCUCAUCUUUUGCCCAUGGGACCAAGUCAACAGCGAGCUGCCAG
Molecule: messenger RNA, 2236 nt
Organism: Leptosomus discolor (cuckoo roller)
Lineage: Eukaryota; Metazoa; Chordata; Aves; Leptosomiformes; Leptosomidae
Source: RefSeq, a predicted model, not a curated record